ACCGGACAAACGUCAAUAUGGUCAUAUUGUCAAUAGCACAGCAAUAGCUACUCACUCGUCGCGAUGUUUGUCUGUAUUUAGGUUUUAGGUAGAAUAAUAAACGUGCGUGUCUUUGUUGUGAUUUGUAUGGCUAUUUGGUGUUGAACCAGUUGGAACUUUGGUGUUCUUGAUGGUUUCCGGUGACGAUUUCAAUGGUGGUCGUUUACCGCGUAAAACUACUAGAUCUCCGAAUCGCAAAUCCAAAAAAGCUGAUGCAGAUGUAGCAAAAGGAUCAACGUUGCGAAAUGAUUCGCAACCUUCUGUCCAUAAAAGAAACCUCUACGUGGUUUCCUUCCCGAUUAUUAUUCUUUUUAAUUUGAUGCGAUCCAUUUUGUAUCAGUUAUUUAUUAUUUUCAAAUAUUUGUAUUCGGCAUCGCAUCGUUUCAUUCAUAGGCCUCGUAAAAGUGGUGAGUGUAACUUAGAAGUGGUGGUGAAAGACGGUGUGGUGUCGACAGAAAUCGCGCACGGAGAGGAAAUGCCGUACACAAAUAACGUGGGACCCGGCGACCCCUUGCUCGCCAAGCAGAAACAUCAUCAUCGCAAAGCUUUUGAAUACAUAUCGAAAGCUUUGAAGAUUGAUGAAGAGAAUGAAGGUCAGAAAGAGCUAGCCAUAGAACUUUAUAAAAAAGGAAUUUAUGAGUUGGAGCGAGGUAUAGCAGUGGACUGCUGGGGAGGUCGCGGAGAUGCCUGGCAAAGAGCCCAGAGACUGCACGACAAAAUGAAAACCAAUCUGGGCAUGGCAAAGGACCGUUUACAUUUCCUUGCCAACCUUGUCGCCCUCAGUAAGCUGGGGGUUGAGAGUGAGCCUGAGAGAAGUGAAAAAAAGCCUACGGAGUCGCCUCUUAAGGCAAGAAGGCUAGAGAAGUCCAAGACAACACUGCUAGCGCAUACAGAAAGUAACAGUGGUCAAACGAAGCCUCACAACGAAGUGGCCGGUCGUAAACUGACGACCGCCGGCAGAAGGACACAGAGCGGUAUGGGAGGGCCGUUAAUGAAGUCACAGACCCUCCCGCGUUCUAUGGGUCGGUCAUCUUCACAGCCCAACAGCAGUAAUGGGAGUUAUAGCCGAUAUCCAGCUAAGCCAGCAUCUACACCACCCGCGGUUAAGCGACAGCUCUCUAGCGCGUAUCAGGUCCCAGUAAACGGUUCGCCGGUCCGGCGCGCGGUGAGCGGCGGAUCCCAACGCGGCACGCCCACUAGAAGUAGAACCCCGCAGUCUUCGCUCUCCAUACGAGGUGUGGACCCGAAGCUGGUCCAGCUUAUACUGGACGAGAUUGUGGAGGGCGGGCCGAAGGUCCACUGGGACGAUAUUGCGGGACAAGAGGCAGCAAAGCAAGCGUUGCAAGAGAUGGUGGUAUUGCCAUCUUUGAGGCCGGAAUUAUUCACUGGACUGCGAUCACCCGCUAAAGGGUUAUUGUUAUUUGGACCUCCAGGAAAUGGUAAGACGUUAUUAGCGCGGUGCGUAGCGGCGGAAUGUUCGGCGACGUUCUUCUCCGUGUCGGCCGCGACUCUCACCAGCAAGUACGUUGGUGACGGAGAGAAAAUGGUUCGAGCUCUCUUUCAAGUAGCGAGAGAGUUGCAGCCAUCAAUAAUAUUCGUGGACGAGGUGGAUUCGUUACUCUGUGAGCGGUCUACCGGUGAACAUGAAGCGUCUCGGCGGUUGAAGACAGAAUUCCUGGUGGAGUUCGACGGUCUGCCCGCGGCGGGAGCGGACAGGCUUAUUGUGAUGGCCGCUACUAAUAGACCGCAGGAGCUGGAUGAAGCGGCUCUUAGGCGGUUCCCGAAGCGCGUGUACGUGUCGCUGCCGGACGCGGCGACGCGCGGCGCGCUGGUGCGGCGCGUGCUGGCGCGCGGCGCGGCGGCGGCGCAGCUCAGCGACGACGAGCUGGCCCGCCUCGCCGCGCGCACCGACGGCUACUCGGGCAGCGACCUCACCGCGCUGUGCCGCGACGCCGCGCUCGGGCCCAUCAGAGAACUAGAUCCAGAGGAAGUGAAACGCCUCGAUCUAUCGCUGGUCCGCAGCAUCAUGUACCAGGACUUCAUGGACGCGCUGAAGCGCAUCCGGCCGUCGGUGUCGCCGCACAGCCUCGCCGCGUACGAGAAGUGGUCCGUGCAGUAUGGGGAGCUCGGCGUUUGAGACGCUACGGGGUAUAUACAGGUACUAAAUUUAACAAGGAUGGUGAGUCUAUUUAACGAAUGUGCAUCGGAGAGCACGCGAAGAAGAUUGAUUGAAUUUAUUUUAUAAGUAAUUAUUAUUAUCGAUAUUCGAAGUUGUCGCUCAAAUUUUAUAAAUCCCCCAUGAUUCCAAUUGAUACAGUGUUUGUUUGACAUAUUAAUUUAAUUUAAUGUUAUAUUAUUUUACCGUUUUGUUGGUGAUUUUAAAGUAUUUCGAACUUGUCUAGUCAAGCGCUCAGGUAUGUAGUUAACAGUAUUCAGCCGGUAGUAAGGCCAUACUAACUCAACGUAGAGAAUAUUAGAAUAGAGGCAUGUCCAAUAAUUUUAUGAUAAUGUAACUCGGAUGAAUGAAAAAGUCGCUUUCGAUGUUGUAGAUGUAAAGAACGCUUACAUUUGUCACUCCUUUUUUAUUCAGUCGGGUUGCAUUGUGUUCCCGUCCACGGUCCAGUCAAAGGGAUAUUGUUGAAGAAUAUUGUUCUGAUAAACUGUUGCCGCUUUCAUCCUUUUGGCUCGCACGGACAUUGUUGUUUUAGUAUUUAAAAUUUCAUAUUUAUUUUAUGUAUAAUUUAAACGUCUUUUCUACUCACUAAUCUUCUAUCACUUUAAACAGAAUCUUGUUUUUCCUAUAAUCUACAGAGUACAAAAUAUAAUUAAAAAAAACAACUACAUAGUAUCGAUUUUAGGUCUGAUUCACAUACCUAAUUAAAGGCGUCUCGAAACUGUUAUGCGUCUCGCUCCAACUUAGGCGCAUUCCAUAGUGAAAGAACGAAAUAGCAUGCUUUAUUUUGGAUGCGCAGAUAACAUAGAACUUUAUGGUUUUCGUCACUUAUGUUAAGUUACGCACAAAACAAUGAUUGCACACUUUUUUAUAAAGAAUAUUUGUGGACGAAUAUUAGAAGCAAAUAUAAAUAUU
This is a messenger RNA of Colias croceus (clouded yellow), 3127 nucleotides long. RefSeq names its product spastin (gene spas). Gene Ontology annotation, cellular component: microtubule cytoskeleton. Lineage: Eukaryota; Metazoa; Arthropoda; Insecta; Lepidoptera; Pieridae. The record is from RefSeq and is a predicted model, not a curated record. The transcript has 11 exons. Gene Ontology annotation, molecular function: microtubule severing ATPase activity; ATP binding; ATP hydrolysis activity. Bases 170 to 2176 code for a protein of 668 amino acids.